This is a messenger RNA of Aspergillus brunneoviolaceus CBS 621.78, 1431 nucleotides long. RefSeq names its product cytochrome P450. Gene Ontology annotation, molecular function: heme binding; iron ion binding; oxidoreductase activity, acting on paired donors, with incorporation or reduction of molecular oxygen. Lineage: Eukaryota; Fungi; Ascomycota; Eurotiomycetes; Eurotiales; Aspergillaceae. Bases 1 to 1431 code for a protein of 476 amino acids. The record is from RefSeq and is a predicted model, not a curated record. The transcript is spliced from 9 exons.
AUGCGAAGGACCUGGAAAGGUCGCAUCCGCCUUCCUCUUCCCCCAGGCCCCCCGCGCAAACUCUUUCUGGGUAAUCUACGUGAUCUCCCAAAACACGGCUGCAAGCAAUGGGAGCAUUGGUAUAAGCACAAAGCACUAUACGGACCCAUCAGUUCCGUCGUUGCGCCGAACCAGACAAUUAUUAUCUUGAAUGACCCUGAAAUUGCUGUUGAGCUCUUUGAGAAACGCUCGAAGAACUACUCUGCCCGACCGCAUGCUGCUUUCUGCAAAGACCUGAUGAAGUGGGACCGUCUCCUCGCGUUACAGGGGAAUCUGAAAGAGGUCCGCGAGAAACGAAAGUUGAUAAGCAGCCUGAUUGGCUCGAACCGUGCAAUCGAGUCCUCAUCCACGGUGCAGGAGCUUGAGGUUCGGCGGUUCCUGUGGCGAACACUGCAGCAGCCACAGGAGCUGCUGGACCAUAUUCGUCGCGAAGCUGGAGCGGUAAUCCUAAAAUUGACCUAUGGCUAUGUCGUCGAGCCUAAAGGGCGAGAUGCCUUCAUCGAGCUGGCCGAUCUAUCCGGCAGCCAGUUUGCCAAGGCAACAGAGCCCGGAAAAUGGCUUGUGGACACACUCCCUAUAUUAAAAUACGUCCCCUCUUGGUUCCCAGGUGCCGAAUUUCAGCGAUUAGCCAAAGAAUGGGAUGGGGUGUUGACCGCGUUGGGAGGGAAGCCCUACACUUUUGCCAAGAAGAACUAUUCUCGUGGUGUUGACAAGACCAGCCACGUAGCGCGACAUCUGGCUACCUUCGGCUCAAAGCUCACCCCUCAUGAUGAGUACCUUAUUCAAUGGUCCGCCGCCGACCUCUAUAGUGGCGGUACAGACACAGCAUUUUCCUCAAUCUCGGAAUUCUUUCUGGCCAUGGCCCUGAAUCCGGAUAUCCAGGAAAAAGCGCAAGAGGAGUUGGAUCGUGUCGUCGGGGCGCUCCAAGAGGUUCUCCGCUGGCAUCAAGUGGCGCCGCUAGCUUUACCUCGCGAGGCCGCCGAGGAAGAUGUCUACGGGGGAUACCGCAUUCCGCGCGGGGCUUUCCUGAUCCCUAACAUCUGGGGCUGGCUGCAUGAUCCUCAAGCAUACAAGGAUCCAAUGUCCUUCAACCCGGACCGAUAUCUCGCCGGCGAGGGACGAACCCCGGAGCCGGACCCGCGACGCUUUUGCUUCGGGACCGGUCGUCGCAUCUGUCCCGGGCGAUUCCUCGCAGAAUCCAGUGUGUAUCUAAUGAUCGCUCACUCCUUGGCUGUCUUUUGUAUUCGCAAGCAGACGACAUCAGAUGGGCGGGAGAUUGAGCCCUUGGUGAAACCGCGUAGCGCAGACCACGAGGCCUUAAUUCGCUCGAUUGACGAGGCGGAUGUUUAUUAUGUGGGUAAUUCGAAGGACCUGGAUGCCAUUGAGAUGUAG